GAGCAAAAACACCUCGCUUUCCACGACUCCAACACCCAAACAUAACCUUCACGACACCGACAGCCAGUCGAUCAGCUGUUCCACUCCCCAAACAGUGGACUGUUGUAAACUACUCCACUUCCUCAUUAUCACUGCUCCGGUUUUCGAAUAAAAAAGAGAGUGAGAUGGUGAUCACAAUCCGCUGCACCACAGGUGCAUCAACGCUCUCAAAAAUGGGGGUUUCACCCAUAACUAGUGUGUUUUCUCCACGCUCUGCGAACCCACUGAGUCUGAAUAUUCGAUCGCUGUCUGCUGUCGCUCAGCAGAAACUGCAGAAUGAAGCCAGACCCAGGACUGGUAUUUUGAUGCUGAACAUGGGGGGUCCUAAAACAACCGACAAAGUUGGGGAAUAUUUACACAGGAUUAUGACGGAUCGAGACAUGAUGCAGUUGCCAAUGCAGAGUCGCCUGGGCCCUUGGAUCGCCAGGAGAAGAACACCUGAGGUCCAGAAGAAGUACGCAGAGAUUGGCGGAGGCUCGCCAAUUUUAAAGUGGACUAAUCUGCAGGGAGAACUCCUCUGCAAACAAUUAGACAGAGUGUCCCCCGAGACCGCUCCGCACAAGCACUACGUUGCUUUUCGUUAUGUUGAUCCUCUCACCGAGGAAGCUCUCCAACAAAUAGAAGAGGAUGGAGUUGAGCAUACUGUGAUUUUCUCGCAAUAUCCUCAGUACAGCUGUGCCACCACUGGGUCCAGCUUCAACGCUAUUUAUAAUUAUUACAAAACUAGAGAAAUUCCGAAAAACAUGAAGCUGAGUGUUAUUGAUCGUUGGCCAACACAUCCACUGCUGGCUAAAACAUUUGCAGAGAAAAUUAAGGCCGAAUUGAAGGAAUUCCCAGCGGAUGUUAGAGAUAAUGUUCACAUACUGUUUUCGGCGCAUUCGCUUCCUCUGAAGGCUGUGAAUAGAGGUGAUCCCUACCCCAGCGAAGUGGCGGCAACGGUGCACAUGGUAAUGCAAGAGCUGAAUUACUGCAAUCCGUAUCACCUGGUGUGGCAAUCCAAGGUCGGUCCCCUAGAAUGGUUGGGGCCAUUCACAGAUGCAGCGCUGAAAGGCUACGUGAAACAAGGAAAAAAACAUUUUAUUCUAGUUCCAAUAGCAUUCGUUAAUGAACACAUCGAGACACUCCAUGAAAUGGACAUCGAGUACUGCGAUGAAUUAGCAAAAGAGCUGGGAAUUGACAAAAUCAGACGAGCAGCUGCGCCAAACGACCAUCCUUUAUUCAUCGAUGCUCUGACUGAUAUUGUUACCACUCACUUGCGAUCCAAACAAGCUUAUAAUCCUAAAUUUCUUACGAGGUGCCCUCAUUGUGUCAAUGAUAACUGCGGGCUCAGUAAGACUUGGUUUCAAAGAGUUUGUAGGAUUUAAAGGAGAGAGUCUGAGACAUUAAUGUCGUCAAUCAUUGUUAACUUUGAUGAUUAUUUUCUGAUGUCAGUGGAUGAGGAAUAUCUAUUAUUGGUAAUGGGGUUUUAUAGACUGCUAAUUUUUUUGUUA
This is a messenger RNA of Diachasma alloeum, 1529 nucleotides long. RefSeq names its product ferrochelatase, mitochondrial (gene FeCH). Gene Ontology annotation, molecular function: protoporphyrin ferrochelatase activity. The record is from RefSeq and is a predicted model, not a curated record. Bases 165 to 1403 code for a protein of 412 amino acids. Lineage: Eukaryota; Metazoa; Arthropoda; Insecta; Hymenoptera; Braconidae. Gene Ontology annotation, biological process: heme biosynthetic process. The transcript has 8 exons.